This is a messenger RNA of Xenia sp. Carnegie-2017, 1009 nucleotides long. Its product is annotated as borealin-like. Gene Ontology annotation, biological process: mitotic sister chromatid segregation. The record is from RefSeq and is a predicted model, not a curated record. Gene Ontology annotation, cellular component: chromosome passenger complex; chromosome, centromeric region; spindle midzone. Bases 1 to 696 code for a protein of 231 amino acids. Lineage: Eukaryota; Metazoa; Cnidaria; Anthozoa; Malacalcyonacea; Xeniidae. The transcript has 12 exons.
AUGACAUUUGAAGAAUUUCUAAAUAACGGAGGAAAUGUUGAUUUAGCCAUUAGUGCUCAGGUGACAGCGUCCAUAACAGAGUUAGCUUCCGCAUCAGCAUCGGUAACUGGCAACAUGCCUGUUGAGCAAAGAAUGCCAUUGUCAAACCUCUCUAGCGAAAUCAAUAGCUCAGGAUUCGUUUUGGAUCAGUCGACUAUGGAGAAUGGCUUUUCGAGUAAUGUUCAAACUGUGGGAAAAUCAAACCGAAGCCGCAAGCGAAACACAGCAAUAACAUCUCCUCGUCGUACAAGGUCUAGUCGGCGCUUGCAGGGAAAGACGUCAGCGACUCCAGCCUUGAAUUUUAUCACUCCAAUCCCGAAGUCAACCACCCUCACUGCUUUAACUAAAGACAUAUUAAUUACCCCCAAGUUUGAUCCAAGGUUACCUAUACCUGCUACAAGAAUGAGAGCUCCGAAACCUGGAGAGAGAGUAAUAUCCAUGACUGGAUCACCCCUGACCAAUUAUGUUGGGCCUUCGAACCACAAUGCUCCGAAGGUCAUCAUACCAUUAACAGGAGGAAAGACAUUUCAACUAAGUGUAGAUGAGAAUUCAUCGCUUAGUGCUCAAGAGAUUGAUGUGGCAAGCGACAACGUAGCGCAAAAUAAUAUACGAUUACUCCAGGAAAAGCUCUCAAAGAUGUUGAAGAUGCCAAAGUAAUGCAAUUGAAGUGAUAUCAAGGAAUUUUGCUAAGUACCUGCGUCUAUAGAUGAUUUUUUUAUGUAUGAAUCUCUCCCUCCCGCGCCAGAAUCGACGCGAAAUUAUUGAGAUUUUGCUUUCUUAAACUGAGGAUGAAUGGAACUUCUGUUUCUAUACAUCUCACUCUAAAUUUAGCGAUUUCAAGUGACCGAUAGCUGUUAUUCAUCCUAGUAGGGAGAGAGAGAAAUUUAUUUAAUGACCAAUAGCCAUCAAUCCUUAAAUUUAGGGAGAUAGUUCUAUCCAUGCUCAAUGAAAUAAAAUUGUCGGCUUGUAA